Molecule: messenger RNA, 3200 nt
Organism: Rhodotorula graminis WP1
Lineage: Eukaryota; Fungi; Basidiomycota; Microbotryomycetes; Sporidiobolales; Sporidiobolaceae
Exons: 14
Coding region: 1-3099 (1032 amino acids)
Biological process (GO): protein polyubiquitination; DNA damage response
Cellular component (GO): nucleus
Molecular function (GO): ubiquitin protein ligase activity
Source: RefSeq, a predicted model, not a curated record
AUGCACCCGCAGGUGGGCGCCUACAACCGCGGCAAGCUCUCGCUCGGCCGCGUCGUGCGCACGGUCGCCGAGGUGCACGCCGUCAUGCUCGACAAGGCCGUCGGCGACAUUCAGGGCGCGCAGCGCGCCAUGCUCCUCGCGCGGGUGCGGCGCGCCCAGUACCUGUGCUGGGACGACGACGUCGAGGGCCGGUUCGAGACGGCGCUCGAGCUGUUUGGGAGCGCCAUCAAGGAGCUCGACCCGGUCAUUGACGAGGUGUCGGACGAGGUGCACCGGGUGUGGAAGGAGCGCAAGAAGGACGACGUUCGCGCAUCGUCGGACAGCCCGGCCGCCGAGGGUCUCGCCGGCGCGCUCGAGCUCGGGUUCCGCAGCACCGAGGGCGCGAGCAAGGACGAGGUCCUCAACGACAAGGAGCGCACCCUGUCGAGCCGCAUCGGCGCCCUGCGCAACCGCCUGCGCGACCUCCUGUUCGUCAAGCACCUCGCCCUCUUCAUCUCGGGCAACGCGUCGUUCAGCCUCAAGCGCGCCGACGACGAGGCGCGCUUCUACGCCGAGGCCGAGUCGCUGCGUCAGACGCUCCUCCAGCCGUACGAGUCGGCCGUCGACCGCUCGCAGGCGCUCCUGAAGCAGCAGCUCGACGCGCGCGACGACCUCAACGGCGAGCUCGACGUCCUCGACAUGGAGAUCGGCUUCAACAAGGAGGGCCACGGCCUGCGCGCGAUCCAGACGUACGAGGACGCGGCGACGACGAGCGACAUCUUGAACGGCUACGCCGAGCUCAUCGACCAGUACCGGUCGCUCGUCGUCCAGAUGAUGUUCACGCGCGUCUCUAUCGCCGGCGACGACGCGACGGGCGAGGAGUACGAGGACCGUGCGGCGCUCCAGGAGAAGCUCGACGUCACGCUCGAGGCGUACACGGUCCUCGUCGGCGAGUGGUCGUACGGCGUGUCGGGCGUCCGCUCGGCCGCCGCCGACGACUACAAGGCCAUCGCCGAGCGCCUCCUCUACAACCAGGAGGUCCUCCCCGAGGCGGGAUCGCCGCCCGCUCGCGGCAUCGAGGACGACGACCUGCCCGACGACGUCGGCGAGGCGAUGGCGGGCGUCAUGGGCGCGAUCGGCGGGCCGACGAGCAGGUGGGCCCGCGGCUCGAAGCGCAAGGCGGCGGCGCAGGACUCGGACGACUCGGACGGCGAGGGCGAGGGCGAGGACGAGGAGGCCGAGGAGAGCGACGGCGAGUACGACGCGGGCGACAAGAAGGGCAAGCGCAGGGCCAAGCCGGCGACCAAGAAGCGCAAGAAGGCGCCGGGCAAGAAGACUCGCGUCCAGGCCAAGCGCACGGCCAAUAAGAAGCACAACUCGUACAAGGACUUUGUCGCGCCCUCGCUCGAGUCGGGCCACUCGCCGGCCGACGUCCUCCGCUACGAGCUCCACGUCGAGCGCCUCGAGGCCAAGGGCGACGGCAACGAGUUCGCCGAGGUCGUCCCGCUGCGCUCGCUCAUCAAGCAGCUGCGCGAGGCGGCCGAGCGCUCGACGUCGCAGAACGAGAUCGCCAUCCUCGACCGCGAGCGCAACCGGCUCACGCAGAACCUCGCCAAGCUCGAGAAGGUCGCCGACCGCCUACGCGCCGAGCUCGCAGACCUCGUCGACGCCUUCAACGCGCGCAUCGUCUACUUCGCCAACCUGCAGAAGCUCUCGGACGACGUCGCAGACCCAGACUUUUCACACCGGUCGUGGCGCGGCCUGCUCGUCGAAACCGAGCUGCUGAGGCAGGAAGAGCACGAGCACAAGGUCGACAUCGAGUCGAAGCAGUCGCGCCGUCGGUACCUCGAGAACCUCAACUCGCCCGACAACCAGCAGGAGGACGAGGAGAGAAGUUGCCCGAUCUGCGCCGACAACUGGACUCGCGGCGUGCUCACGGCGUGCGGCCAUAUCACGUGCCAGAAGUGCUUCAAGGCCUGGACCUCGAUCAAGCGCAGCUGCGCGCUGUGCAAGCAGGAGCUCACGCCUGGGAGCUACUCGACCGUCAUCUUCGGCAAGACGGCCCCGGCGCAGGCGCAGCCCGACCCCGUCCAGGCCAGCACCGCCGGCGACAAGCCCGAGCGCUACAUCGACUCGCACGGCGUCUCGCACGACGUCGCGAUCGAGGCGGCGGCGCCUGCGCUCUCUGAGCUCGCCGACGAGGCGAUAGAUUCAAUCGCCGAGAUUCAGACGGCGGCGCCGCUCAGCAGCAAGGCGGACUUUAUCACCAAGACGGUCAAGCACCUGCGUCGAGUCGAGCCCGAGGCGAAAGUCGUGAUUUUCUCGGCCUGGAUCGACGCCCUCGACCUCCUCAUGGAGUCGUUUACGCGCAACGGCCUCAAGUUCGUCCGCCUCGAGGGCGCCAACGGCAAGGGCAAGAAGGAGGGCGUCGCCAAGCUCUUCCAGGAGGACGCGAGCAUUUCAACUUUCUUCCUCCACACGCGGUCGCAGUCGGCCGGGCUCAACCUCACGAUCGCUCGCUACGUCUUCCUCGUCGAGCCGCUCCUCGCGUCGCACCUCGAGCUGCAGGCCGUCGCGCGCGUGCACCGCAUCACCCAGACCAAGCAGACCGUCGUCUACCAGUUCGCCGUCUCGGACACGGUCGACCGCCGCGUCGCCGACCUGCGUGCCCGCCAGGGCACGUCGCUCUUCCUCAAGGACUCGCACGUCGACGCCGAGAAGGAGUCGCGCCUCGUGCAGCAGAAGGACCGCGCCAAGACGAACGUGAAGCGCCUCGACGACGCGGUCGAGGACGAGGACGACCUCGCGCGCUGCAUCCUCCCGCCCGAGGCCUUCCUCAACCUCCAGCGCAGCCUCCUCCCGCAGCGCCUGCAGCAGCCCGACGCCGCCGGCCCCGCCGCGCACGCCAACGCCGGCAACGACGACGACGACGGCGACGUCGACAUGGCGCCACCCGUCGCGGGCCCGUCGAGCGCGCUCCUGCGCCACCCGGACGACCCGGACGUGCAGGCUGCGGCGCUCGCGGGGAUGGCGGCGGCGGGGCGGGUCGCGCUCGAGCAGGAGCAGGAGGGGCAGGCGAGGGUCGCGCCGGGUUCGGGCUCGGGUGCGAGGGAGGUCUGAGCGACGGAGCGAGGGAGGGAGGAGAGGGUCGCGCUUGAGCCUGCUUGUCGUUCGGUUUCUUUAGCUUUGUCGUUGCACUACACCCUGCCGCUUUGCCUCUC